Messenger RNA from Hordeum vulgare subsp. vulgare (domesticated barley), 1013 nucleotides. Its product is annotated as SAGA-associated factor 11. The transcript has 4 exons. Lineage: Eukaryota; Viridiplantae; Streptophyta; Magnoliopsida; Poales; Poaceae. Gene Ontology annotation, cellular component: DUBm complex; SAGA-type complex. The coding region runs from base 233 to 700 and encodes 155 amino acids. The record is from RefSeq and is a predicted model, not a curated record.
GCACAACGUCGGCUGUAGACAGGGAGGCAGCCGGUUGGACUGGGCAGGACAGCCGGUGGCUGAAGGUUGAAGACGACAGGAAGCCCUUGGAUUGAAAUCUGACGGUGGCUGGAAAUUGGCCGCACGUUAUCGAUUUCGCAGGCGAUUGUGCUCUAGGCGCUCAUUUUCCCCCCUCACUCUAGUCUGCCAUUGAACAGGACUCUCAACACAGAUCGGAAACCAAGCCGCCGGCAUGUCGUCCUCCAACGACGCCCCCGCGAGCCCUCGCUCCCAGCUCGUGCUGAGCUGCUUCGAGGAGCUCCUCGACCUCGCGGUGGCGGACGUGGCGUCGGAGUGCCACCGCAUCGCGCGCCUGGGCCUCGACCGCAGCGUCGACGCCGAGGAGGAGGAGCUCCGCCUCUGGGCCGCGCGCGUCGCCGGCGACCACCCCGGCGCCGAGGACGGGGCCACCCGCGGGGCCGGGGGGAACAAGGGCGCGCCCGACGUCUUCGGGCAGACGCACCCCGCCAUCGCCGCCGACGUCGUCGACUGCAUGAACUGCGGUCGCCCAGUCGUCGCCGGCCGCUUCGCCCCGCACCUGGAGAAGUGCAUGGGCAAGGGCCGCAAAGCUCGUGCAAAGACCACGAGGAGCAGCACAGCUGGACGAAACAGAAGCAGCAAUGGGGAGGAGCAUAGCAACCAUGCAUUCCAGGAGUCCUGAUCGCAAGCUGUGCUUCUGCCAUGUUAUCGGUGCCUGAGCGCCGUAUGAGGGCGUUACCUUGAUCAAUGUGGCUUUGCAUGCUAUCUGUAGUCCUGUGUAUAUUAAGGUUUAGAGUGUUUUGCCUAUUAAUGGAUUCUUCGCCGUCCUGUAUAGUUAAUUCCUUCCAGUAGUACAGUUCGUUCCAGCAAGUUAUUUGGUCUGGUGUGUAGUUUUUAGGCCUGUGUUCCCAGGCGAUUUGAUCGCCGUCCUGUAUGGUUUGGCAGAGAUAACGCGAUAAAAAAAGAAGAUGCAGACACCACUGUACGUACACGCA